Messenger RNA from Cooperia oncophora, 414 nucleotides. Lineage: Eukaryota; Metazoa; Nematoda; Chromadorea; Rhabditida; Trichostrongylidae. The record is from the annotation of a GenBank genome assembly.
AUGGUCCCCUGCCCCGAAUACGCAGCAGUUCAUGCCCCUACGUACUGGAAUAGCGUCUCAAUAAUUUUUCUCACUCACUACAUUCAAUGUAACGCAUUUCAUUUCAGAUUCACCAUCAACCUCCACAGCAAAUCGGCUGAUUUCUCCGGAAACGAUGUUCCACUUCACAUUUCCGUCCGUUUUGAUGAAGGAAAGGUUGUGAUGAACACUUUCUCAAACGGCGAAUGGGGCAAGGAAGAGCGUAAGUCACUCCCGAUCAAGAAGGGAGACUCGUUCGACAUUCGAAUCCGCGCUCAUGAUGACCGUUUCCAGAUUGUCAUUGACCAGAAGGAGUUCAAGGAUUACGAGCAUCGCCUUCCACUCACCACGCGCAGCAUCACUCAUCCUUAUCGAUGCGAUGUGAUCUUUACCUGA